CCCCAGAAGUGCGUUAACCAAAAUGGAGGUUGGAUUUUUUUCCAGAUUACUUGUUGUUGACAACAAUACUAAUAUGAUGAUAAUAGUAAUAUGAUACACAAAUCACAAGACACAUUACACCUUAUUCUUAGUACCGUCUAUCACGUUGAGCAAUGCGCCGUUAGUUUUAAAUUAUUAAGCUUUAAGUUUUAACCACCAACGUUGAUGUGUGGGCUCACUGAGCUAGUACUAUAAAUUGAUUACCUAUUCUGCAAUUGUUCAGUGAUUUGAAAAAUAAAUUCACAAAUACGUUAAAUGCUUUCUUAACAAACCUUCGGACGAAUAUUUUAUAACAAUUAUUUGGUAAGACUUCGAGUUGGACGAAACAAUCCUUUGGAAUCUCGAUGGCAGAUCUAAAGGAAAUUCAUGAAUGGUGGGAGAUACCAAGCAUAGUACAUCUUUGUAACACUCUAAGUUUGUGUUGCAAAGAUAUAAGUCCUCUGUCUAUAGAAAAAUUUGAAGAAGGUAUUUUCAAUAACACUAGUUUGCUAAUGAACAUGGCUAUACGAUUUGUGAAAGUAUGUGGUUUUUAUGAAUCGAUUUCAGAUAAUUGGUGGUAUUUUAUGAAAACCUUGUUCAAAAACCAUUGUUCAGUGUAUGGUUUUGAAGAUCCACUUGCAACAGCUACAUGUUUCGAUGAUUUGUUGACUAAAGAAAAAGUUAAAACAUUGUAUAUACUUGGUCAUUUGGUUUUGGAUGUUGAAGAUUUACAAGAAAAAUUAGAAAAUAAACCAGAAAUAUUGAGUAAACUGAAUGUGAAACCACUGGGUUACGAUCUAAACAAAUCAGUAUAUUGGUAUUUUGGUGGUACAAGAUUAUAUAGGGAAGACUUUGAUAAUAUUGAGGAUCUUUCAGUUGACGUAUUAGAAUUGCUCAAUCUUGAGCUAAAUGAAACUAUUUCCACAACAGUUAUUAAUGAGCCAAAUGAAACAAUAUCCUGUUUGAAUAAUCAUUUUGAAGAUACUGAGCAACCUGGCCAUUCUCACUUGCAAAAAAAAGUCCAAAGAGUUUUUCAAAAUGACCCAUAUCCAUCUUCAAUAUUGGGUCCUGGAAAGUGGAAAUUAAUAUGUGAUGAUAAGGAUAGUUGGCAUUUUCUGUCAGAUAAAACAAGAUACAGCCGUAAUAUUAACAUUAAAAUGCUGCACAAAUGUGUUUGUCAAAUUAUCGAAAAAUAUAAUAUUCAUAAAAGAGAUAAACCUAAAUACCAUUAUAUAACUCACUCCAGUCAAAUUUUAAAGCGUUUAAGAUCAUUUGAAAUUAACAAAAAGUCUUUACACGAAAAGACUAGGAAAAGACUAGAAAAAUACGACACUAAUAAUGUAUUCAAAGAUGAACCUGCCAUAGAAGAAAAAAAAUUGACUUCAAAUUUACAAUUAGAUCUGAAGCCAGUAGUAGUACUGGUUGACAUUUAUAAAAAUACAAGUAGCUCUAACCGCUUAGUUAACAAAAGAAUGGUCCAGAUGCAAGAAGCUGUUAACAAUCAAACAUCAAUUUCGAAUGUACAAAAAAAAUCCUCCAGUCCAUUAAAAACAAUAGCAAAUAAACCCAAUACUGAACUAUCAAAACUUCAAGAUAUGGACACCAAUCAACUCCUGCAACGAUCCAGUAAUAAUAAACCUAAUGUUGGACUGGAUUUAAUUAAGGUAAGACAAGACUGUCUGCAAAGAGUAGUCAGAGUCAUUAUAGAACGCUAUGACCAAGAAAAUAUGCACAAUACUUAUUACAUUGAAAGUAAUAACCAUAAGCGUUUACGAACAUCAACUCGAUUAGGGACGGAGACGAAACAUCUUCCACUAAAAGAUUUCUCAUGUGAUGGUCCUAUUUAAUUUUGUUUAAAUUACUUUUAUAGUCACAGUGUAUUUUUUUUUGUGUGUACAUAAACAACAUUUGGGAAUAUAUACUAUAAUAAUUUUAAUACUUGUAAAAUGUUAGUAUC
Messenger RNA from Adelges cooleyi (spruce gall adelgid), 1975 nucleotides. RefSeq names its product chromatin remodeling regulator CECR2-like. Lineage: Eukaryota; Metazoa; Arthropoda; Insecta; Hemiptera; Adelgidae. The record is from RefSeq and is a predicted model, not a curated record. Gene Ontology annotation, biological process: regulation of DNA-templated transcription. Gene Ontology annotation, cellular component: RSF complex. Bases 384 to 1865 code for a protein of 493 amino acids. The transcript is spliced from 7 exons.